Molecule: messenger RNA, 1302 nt
Organism: Hibiscus syriacus
Lineage: Eukaryota; Viridiplantae; Streptophyta; Magnoliopsida; Malvales; Malvaceae
Exons: 3
Coding region: 9-1289 (426 amino acids)
Cellular component (GO): cytosol
Molecular function (GO): protein-folding chaperone binding
Source: RefSeq, a predicted model, not a curated record
UCUGUCUCAUGGGAGAUAGAGAUGAUUCUCAUCGUCAUCGUGAUCGUGAUCAGGAUCACGAGCGUCCUCGUCCGGCGACGGAUCUUUAUGGCAUUAUUGGCAAGUCAUGCAAAGCAUACAAAUCUCUUGUCAAUAAAUGGUACUCUGAUCAUAAACAUUCUCCAAAGAACAACCAAGACGAUCGCAAGUUUAAGGAUGAUGAUUCAGAUCAGACAUCCACUAAAAAGGUGAAAGAAGAGAAAUCGAAAAAAGGGGAGAAACCUUCAAAAAGAGAAAAGAAAGAGAGCCUAAGCGCGGAUGAAACCGUAUUUUCUCGCCAAUUUUCACUUCAAGCGAAGGGUUCGAGUAGAAGGAGUCACACACCUACGCCUGAACCGACCUACUUGUCAAAGAAUUCGAGCCGAUCAUCAAGCAGUCCCUCCAAACCCUCGCUUUUGAGAACCUUAAGUCGAAAUAGCCGAAGCGAAGACGAAAUGUCACAACUACAACAAGAAAAACAACAACGAAAGACAAGUGCUAGCGUCAGUCGAGCUUCCACUCUUUUGAGAAGUACGAGUCAGAAAGGCACAUCAGAAACAGAAAACCGCUCGACAAGUACGAGUCGGAAAGGUACAUCAGAAACAAAACACCGUUCCAGAAGUGCGAGUCGAAAAGGUACAUCAGAAACAGAAAACCGUUCUAGAAGUACAAGUCGGAGUCGUCCCACUCCUCUUGUAUUCUCUCAAUCCAUGACUCGGAGAAAACCUCAGCCGGUCGAGAAAACACUCGAAUGCACCUUGGAAGAGCUUUGCUUUGGAGCGGUAAAGAGGAUCAACAUAGUCAAAGAUGUCAUCUCCGAGGAAGGAAUAAUCGUGAGACAAGAGGACACGCAAACAAUAAAAAUAAAGCCAGGAUGGACAAAAGGAACAAAGGUUAUCUUCGAAGGCAAAGGCGACGAAAAACCUGGAUAUCUUCCAGCAGAUAUCAAAUUCACGAUACAAGAACAGCGGCAUCACUUGUUCAAAAGAACGGGAGAUGACUUGGAGAUAGUAGUUGAGAUCCCAUUGGUGAAGGCCUUAACAGGUUGUCACCUUGCAGUCCCUUUGCUUGGAGGGGAAACAAUGAGUAUAUAUGUUAGUGACAUCGUAUAUCCAGGGUAUUUAAAGGUGAUUCAAGGCCAAGGGAUGCCUAAGGCCAAAGAAGGCAAUCGAGGUGAUCUCCGAAUCACAUUUCUAGUCAAGUUCCCACUGAGUCUCACCGACAAACAGCGGUCGGAAGCGUGCAGUAUAUUGGAAGGUUGUUCUUGUUAGGUAUCACUAGAUG